ACCAGCAUCGCAUCCUGCAAAAAGUAAGCGGGGGCCUGGAUUUUGCCAUCGAGAAGAACUGUUGAUACCAGCGACUUACUUGAUUGGUAUUCCGUAGCAACGUGUUCUGGAGUCACGGAGACCCUCUUUACUCUGCUCAACCGCCAAGAAAGUCCCAGCCAGGGAAAAUUGAAGCCGGUCUGCUCAGUGCCGCGAAAGACGGGAUUCUUUUAUUUGAUCUCGAUCGACUAGACAGGAAGAAUAUAGCGAAUGUUACUCCUAUUCUCUCGACUAUAGACGGAAGCGAUAUUUUUAUUCAAUGCAAAGAUUCAAUGCAAGCCCUUGGUCUGACCUGCUGCUGUUGGUCGACAUACACCUCCACAAGCAACAGUAUGUCUCGCAAGACAGGGGAGAAAGAAGCCGGAGCAGACGAGCUCAUAAGUGGUCCGGCAAGAGGGGUGCCUAUGAUUCAUGCAUUUGAUGUCGUGAUUUUGCAGAAUGAAAUGGAUGGGACAUCAAAAAUAUCCGAAUCCAUUGCCGCUCACACCAUUCGAUGCCACAGUGGCGAUCCCACAGAUAUGGCAGGCGAGCGAUUAUCUCUAUGCGAUCUGUCACAGUAUAUUCAGCUCGCGUCCAAGGUCAAGGUCAGGUUGUCAAUGGAGUGCGAAGAGCUUUUGAAUGCAUACUUUCGAGUAAUGCGCGGGAAAGGGUCUGGUCUCGACACGAACGAGUUAUCGAGCAUUUCUGUUAUGUCUACCCUCUUGAGACUGGCAACCUGCCAUGCAAAGCUGUGUUUUCGAUCGGUUGCUGUCACGGACGAUGCACUUAUUAGCAUCAUGAUGAUGGAGGAAACAAUAGCGGCCCGAUUCGGUAAAAUUCGAUCAAACAAAGCUUUAUGGCCAUGUCAUGCGGCCGGCAACAAAUUGUCCACGAUUCAUUCAUGCCAUUUCUUUGUUCUGUGUCAGGCACCUCUCGACUGGGAUUUGUGCCGUUGUUGGAUGGCAAAGAAAAUGUUACGCGGCUGUAUGGUCCAUCCCAGCUUCCCAACUUUGUUUCAGGAAACGAUGCUGACAUGGUUCCUGCGAUCGAUUCGAGCGAGUACGAUCUUGAGGAGGAUGUGCCCAUGUCGGACGCGAGUGUCCCAGUCGGUAUUGAAGAGGAGCGCGACCUCAUGAUGGACCGCAUGCAUACACAUUUGAUGAGGGUCAUAGCCGAAAACGCGUCCGAUUGAACCAUGCAAAAAUCUAGGCCCUAGAGGGCUUGCUAGUCCUUUUCGUGCCGAUCAAAGGGCUUCGCAAGACGAUUGCUUAGUGCAGAUGAUUUUGAGCGAAUAAAUAUACGAAAACCAAAAAGCAAAGUGG
Molecule: messenger RNA, 1340 nt
Organism: Gamsiella multidivaricata
Lineage: Eukaryota; Fungi; Mortierellomycota; Mortierellomycetes; Mortierellales; Mortierellaceae
Exons: 10
Coding region: 312-1154 (280 amino acids)
Source: RefSeq, a predicted model, not a curated record